AUUUUUUCAAUUGUUAGGGUAUGUAUAAAUUUGUUCCUGUAAUUCGUACUAUUUCUAAUAAAAGAGUAAUGGGUAUUUUUAGUUCGAAAAUGGCCGUGGACAUGUCAUCACCUAAAGCCAAAGAAGUACUUGCCAUCAUCAAGAAAGACAAAGUUGUUAUUUUCUCAAAAACCUAUUGUCCGUAUUGCAAAAUGGCAAAACAGGUCUUUGAUGAUCUUGGUGUUCCAUAUACAUCUAUAGAACUCGAAGUUAGAGAUGAUGGAGAUGAAGUACAAACUAUUUUGGGUCAAAUCACAGGAGGUCGAACUGUUCCUCGAGUUUUCGUCAAUGAAAAGUUUAUCGGCGGAGGAACUGAUGUGAAAGCCUUGUACGAAAAGGGAGAAUUGCAAAAGCUUGUAGGUUAACAAUAUAAAACAUUGUAAGAUAUUUUAAAUUGUAAAUGCUAGUAACCACUUAAUACUUACACACUAUUUAAUGAGGACGUUAAUGUUAAAAAUUUUUCAGGUAAACAAGCUGUAGUGGAUUUUUAUUAUUUUUGAGAAUUUUAUUUGUAUAUUGGUCAUAGCUUAAUGUUUGCUACUAAUUUUUUUAUUAUUCUUUUAUGUGAAAUAUUUUAAUACAAUUCUCAUGCUAC
Molecule: messenger RNA, 634 nt
Organism: Diabrotica balteata
Lineage: Eukaryota; Metazoa; Arthropoda; Insecta; Coleoptera; Chrysomelidae
Source: the annotation of a GenBank genome assembly